Messenger RNA from Trametes versicolor FP-101664 SS1, 842 nucleotides. RefSeq lists its product as uncharacterized. Lineage: Eukaryota; Fungi; Basidiomycota; Agaricomycetes; Polyporales; Polyporaceae. The transcript is spliced from 3 exons. The record is from RefSeq and is a predicted model, not a curated record. Bases 1 to 681 code for a protein of 226 amino acids.
AUGGCGCACAUGCUGACGCUGCAGGCAUACGCGAAGGCAGAGCUCGCUCUCAAGGGCGGAACGCAGUACAUGAGCAACCCUCCGAGGCAGCUCGAAUUCAACCUAAAAUGCCGUUGUACCCGCGGAUCUUUAACCCUCGAUCCCGCGUCGACGUUCGAGCUCGUGGGAUCGCGGUGGGAGACCAUCGAGGAGUACACAAGCGAACCCCAUAACGCGCUCAACUGGGAGGGGUCUGCAGCCAGCCGGGAGAUGAUUCAGCGCGAGUACGGCGGCGACCCGCAAUACAUCGGCGCUCUCCCCGUGCAAUUCGCCGUAGAGGGCUUCUCCCCGAACUCCGGCAUGGUCUUCCCGCAACAUCGCUCCCUCGCACCGUUCCUCCAGGCGCCCCAUGUCUCGGGCGAGGACGUGCGCAAGAUGUUGGCGGAUGCUCUCGUCAUCUGUGUCGGCAGCAUUCGCCUCGGGCUCGCGCUGCGGUCCGUUGAGCCACAAAUCGGGGUGUCCUGCGCUCCGCUGCCGGGUUGCUACGUCCGUACGAACAGGAGGUGGAACUGGGAGCCACUCUUGACAAAUUGGGAACAGUAUCUCAAGGGCCCUAGAGGAAUCCAGAAGGUGGACAGUCUGGGCUAUAUCCCGGCGGCACGGCGUGCCCUCCACCGCCCGGGUUCCUCGGCGCUCAGCUAAGAAUCCGUCCGCUCGCCGAGAACCCGUCGUUCUUCGUGAAUCUCUUGAUGCUGUUGUGCCGUCGAUGGCGGAUUUUUCCGCGUGUAAUCUUCAUCAGGCCAUCGGUUUUUUGCAAACGCAUGUCGGCACUCGUUUAGUGUUAAUAGCUCGUUGCUCUAAGC